Exophiala bonariae is the source of this 1677-nucleotide messenger RNA. RefSeq lists its product as uncharacterized. Bases 1 to 1677 code for a protein of 558 amino acids. NCBI's taxonomy places the organism in Eukaryota, Fungi, Ascomycota, Eurotiomycetes, Chaetothyriales, Herpotrichiellaceae. The transcript has a single exon. Gene Ontology annotation, molecular function: CoA-ligase activity. The record is from RefSeq and is a predicted model, not a curated record. Gene Ontology annotation, biological process: secondary metabolic process.
AUGGCAUAUCCAGUGCUCGUCUCUACAUAUCCUCCUAUCAAUACAAGCGACGAUCAAUCAGUUGCGCAGCUCAUUAACAACUACAACCCCGAUAAUGUGCCGGACGACAAAAUCAUUCACACAGACUCCUUGUCGAACAAAAGCAUCAGUUUUGGAGGACUUCGAGAACAAGCCGCAAGAUGUGCUUGGGGCCUAGUACACAAACUCAAGCUGGAAGAAGGAAAAAGAGUACUGGCGAUUCUCCCGAACUCGAGUGAUUUUAUCCUGCUCGCGCACUCUGUGUGGUGGGCCGGUGCAGUUUUUGCGCCUCUGAACCCAAGCUCACUAUCGAAAGACGUCGUAUACGCUCUGGGGAUAGUAGAGCCGGCUUAUAUCGCUUGUGAUAUCGCUUGCCUUGCGACCGUCAGUGCCGCACUUGCUUCCUAUCAGCCAGCGCAAGGACGACCAGAAAUCCUGCUUCUCCGUGGCCGAAAACAUGAUCUUCCCGUGUUUCCCGACGACAUUAUCGGUCGAAGCAGCUCUGAGAGUAUGACCCCUUACAGUCUCAAUGGCAAGAAGGCAAGUGAAACUACUUCAACCAUAUGCUUCUCCUCUGGGACCACUGGAAUGAUAAAGGGAGUUCAACUCUCUCAUCAUAACAUUGUCUCGAAUGUAUUGCAGAUGCGAGCUUCAUUGCCCGGUAUUCUCAACGCAAGCCAUAGAGAAGUCUUCUUCCUUCCUUACUAUCACAUCUACGGCCUAUCAUGUGUCGCCAUCUACGGCAUGUGGAUCGGUUCGUUCACAUAUGGGUUGACGUCGUUCCACCUUGAACUAUUCUGCCAGAAGUUGGCAGAGCAUAAAGCCACGUUUGCGCAUCUGGUACCUCCGGUCGCAGCCUUGUUAGCCACGUCUGAAAUCCCACUCAAGCACGAUCUGUCGGCACUAACAACGCUGGUUGUUGCUGCUGCGCCGAUGAAACGGGAUCUUCAAUUGAAGCUCAAAGCACAGCUUGGAUCCAAAAUCAAGAUCCUUCAGGGUUAUGGGCUUUCGGAGUGCUCGCCUACAGUCAUGUACCAGCAUGAGUCUGAUGAGAAUUACGUCGGAACAGCUGGGAAGCUGUUGUCAGGAACACAAGCACGAUUAGUGGAUCCGAACACAAAUAAAGACGUUGCAAAAGGAGAGGAGGGCGAGUUAUGGGUUCGUGGACCACAGGUGAUGCAAGGAUACGUUGGUGACGAACAAGCAACACGCAACACUUUCUCAGAGGACGGCCAAUGGCUACGUACGGGCGAUAUUUUGAAGGUCGAUUUAAAUGGCAACUUUUGGGUCACGGACCGUCUCAAAGAACUGAUCAAGUACAAAGGCUUCCAGGUUCCUCCUUCCGAGCUUGAAGAUCUCCUCCUGAGGCAUCCUCAUGUUAUUGAUGCUGCAGUUUGCUCCAUUUACGACGAUGCUCAGGCUACUGAACUACCACUAGCGUAUGUGAGCUUGACACCACAGUUAUUAACACUCGGAAGGGCUCAAAGGGACGUUCUAUUGCGUGAAAUUCAAGACUGGGCAAACGGUCAAGUUGUAGGUUACAAGAGAAUUAGGGGCGGCGUUUUCCACUUACAGGAUCUACCCAAGACACCUACAGGCAAGAUCUUACGUAAGAAUUUACCUGCGAAACAGUGCAAAACGAAUGAUAGCAAGCUUUAG